AUGGAUGAAGUUAAAAAAAUGCUUGGGUUUGAUUAUGGGUUUUCAAAUGGUGCGUGGAAUGGGAAAUUGUGGAUGUUGUGGAUGAAUGAUGUUAAUAGGGUGUUGUGGGAUGAGCUUGCAAGGGAGAGUAAUUCUAAUGAUCCUUGGUUGGUAACAAGGGAUUUUAAUAUUAUAGCGAAUGAUGGGGAGAGACGCGGUGGUAGGCCUGGAUCUGUGGUGGCCAUGGAGGAGUUUAAUUCUUGGAUACAUAAUUGUGGUUUAAUGGAAUUGAAAUAUUUGGGUAAGAGUUAUUCUUGGUGCAAUGGGCAUGCCGGAAAUUCAAGGAGUUGGGCUCGGUUGGAUCGUUCCUUGGUUGAUCAACAGUUUCUUGGUGCUUUUCUGGAUUCAGUUAUGAGAUAUUUACCUCGUACAUCAUCGGAUCAUGCUCCUAUGGUCAUUUCGUUCGUGAAGAGUUUUGAAGGCAAUGGGCCGGCGCCUUUUCGUUUUCAGCAAAUGUGGGUGGAUCAUGUUGAUUUUGUUAGAUGUGUUCGUGAGGCUUGGGACCAAAAUGAUGUUGGUGGUGCUCUCAUGAAAAUGGUGGCAAAAUUGAAAAGGGUGAGAGUUGCUCUAAAAGCAUGGAAUAAGGUAGUUUUUGGGUGGACGAGUGGGCACAUUCAGGAGUUGGAGUCUCGUAUAGAGAGGUUGGAUGAACAGUUGCAAGUGAGAUAUGAAGAAGAUGUGGAGCUGGACUUGUUGGCUUCAAAGAUGGAACUAGACACCUGGACUAAUCGUGAAGAGAUUCGAUUGGCUCAGUGUGCCAAAGUUAGAUGGUAG
Carya illinoinensis is the source of this 813-nucleotide messenger RNA. RefSeq lists its product as uncharacterized. NCBI's taxonomy places the organism in Eukaryota, Viridiplantae, Streptophyta, Magnoliopsida, Fagales, Juglandaceae. The record is from RefSeq and is a predicted model, not a curated record. The transcript has 2 exons. The coding region runs from base 1 to 813 and encodes 270 amino acids.